AUGUACCGCAAAAGAUCUUUUGCUGUGGAAGAACACCACAGCUCGAGCGAAGACGAAGACAUUGAGGACGAUGAAGAGGUAUCAGAACCCGAAGACUUGCCCAACGAAGGCACCUCGGAUGCGCGUCAAAAGGGCAAAGGAAAGGCGGGGUAUCGUGCAGAGGAGAGCCAAAUUAUUGUAGAAACGGCUUUCGACGCGUAUUUCUCGUACAACAAACCUGGGCGAGUGCAAACUUCAUCCAAUGUUUAUUCUCAACUCGUAUUACCCCUGAGCCCUGAAGAAUAUGCAGAGUCUAUCGGUACAAAAUCCAAGGGAGUGGAUUCCAUCCAACCAAGCAUACUGCACGAGAGCAACCGGAAUGUAGUUUUCUCUCGUUAUAUGUGCGAACUCAAUGAAGGUUUCAACAUCCUUUGUUAUGGCAUAGGGUCGAAAAGACGCAUCCUGAACCAAUUCGCGACCAAUUCCUGUUCAAAGAGAGGACAUGUGGUCGUCGGGAAUGGCUUCCAACCUGAUUUUACAAUGAAAGACCUACUUAACGCUAUCGAAAAUAUCCCCCCAAUUCAAGAACUGGACCUUCCUUCUACUGCUAUCGACAAACAAGCACGCAGAAUCCACGACUUUUUCGCGGACCCUGACCAAAAGCAACAUUUGUACAUCAUAAUUCACAACAUCGACGCAUCCCCCCUCCGCAACCAAAAGUCCAAGUCAAUUCUUUCUCUGCUUGCCCAUAACCCCCGCAUACACAUCAUCGCCUCUAUCGACCACAUCAAUGCGCCUCUCCUUUGGUCUUCCUCCGAAGUGUAUGCAAGAAAACCAGACAAUACUGGCAGCAUUCCUUCCCGUGGAUUCUCGUGGCUCUGGCAUGACCUCACCACUCUCGUUUCUUACGACUUUGAGCUCGCGUUUGCCGAUCGUUCAUCGCUGGCUGGUGCACACACAGGCGGCGCACGCCGCAAGACAGACACUCUCGCUGCCCAAAAUGCCACCGCUAUGAGCGAAACCGCUGCCUCCCACAUUCUGGCAUCCGUGACCCAGAAGGCCCAGAAACUGUUCACUCUGCUCGGUGACCGGCAGCUGGAGGCCAUCGAUAAUUCUGCUGACAGCGGUUCGAACGAUCUGCAGCAAUUCGGGAUGGCUUAUGAUACCCUGUUCCAUGCGGCGAGAGAUAACUUUAUUGCAACUAGUGACACUGCUCUCCGUGCAUUGCUGGGAGAGUUCAGGGAUCACAGUCUUGUUGUGAGUGCACAAGCCACGACGGGCGGGGGAGAGGUUCUCUGGAUACCAAUGAGGAAGGAGCGGCUUGCGAAUGUACUUAGGGCACUAAACCCUACGUAG
Messenger RNA from Psilocybe cubensis, 1335 nucleotides. RefSeq lists its product as uncharacterized. NCBI's taxonomy places the organism in Eukaryota, Fungi, Basidiomycota, Agaricomycetes, Agaricales, Agrocybaceae. The record is from RefSeq and is a predicted model, not a curated record. Gene Ontology annotation, biological process: DNA replication. The coding region runs from base 1 to 1335 and encodes 444 amino acids. Gene Ontology annotation, molecular function: DNA replication origin binding. Gene Ontology annotation, cellular component: nucleus; nuclear origin of replication recognition complex. The transcript has a single exon.